Molecule: messenger RNA, 1470 nt
Organism: Theileria equi strain WA
Lineage: Eukaryota; Apicomplexa; Aconoidasida; Piroplasmida; Theileriidae
Exons: 8
Coding region: 25-1470 (481 amino acids)
Biological process (GO): regulation of cyclin-dependent protein serine/threonine kinase activity; regulation of mitotic cell cycle
Cellular component (GO): endomembrane system
Source: RefSeq, a predicted model, not a curated record
GGCCAGUUCUAUUACUUUGUGAGUAUGUCAAACGUAGAAAUUGCUUAUAACCAUCUACUUAACUGGGUGGUUGCCAGAGGGGAACUUCCAAAUGACUACGCCAUUAAACUAUUGAAUCUGGAAAAAUACUGUAAGAGCUACUUUUCAGGCAAUAAUUCGAUCCCUUCGUCUAUUGAAUCAAUCUUUGUGGACAUAGAGAAUGAGUAUACCGAAUGGUAUGAUCCUAUCAGCAAAGCUUUCGAAAUUUUAAAGGAGACUGAUGAGGGUAAAAAGACAAACUUACUAGGGCAAUACACAUACGAACCAAUGUACAAUAUAAGCAAAAUUUUGAAGAACUUCCAUCGCCAUAAUUUACAUAUUGUUUCAUAUCAUCAGCUGUUGCAUAAAUAUGCAACAUAUUAUGCUCCUCAUUUGCGAAAAUCAAUUGCAAGAGUCAACAGUGAGGUUGCCGACUGCAAAUUUAAGGAAACAGAAUCAGCACGUAAAUUGAAGAAUAUGACAUCUGAAUUGGAAAAUAAACUAAAGAGAUUUGAUAUUGAACUGUCUGACUAUCCAUUUAAGGAAGAAAAUCAGUCUUUGUUGUAUUUUAAAUUACAAGACAAAAUUAAAUCCAAUGCCAUAAAAUUUAUUAAGGAAUCGUACAAUACUAGCAGUUCGCUGAUAAAAUCAUUAUAUCCUUCCUUGAUCGAUAUAGUAAGUGCCUUCGUCGCUUUUCAGAGAACCUCCGAUGUCUACUCCGUCGAAGAUUCUACAAAAUAUUUUAAAUUUGCAUCAGAACAUGGAUUGGAAUCAUUCGCCUUGGCCUCUUCACUCAAUAAGUCCAUAGAAAAGCUUUCGACUGAAUCUGAUGCAGCCACUCGGAAUCAUUCCACAACUUCAGAUGGCAUAACAAUUUUAAAUGAAAGCUAUGGUAAUAGUUUAGGCAAUAAUGUUGGAAUUAGUGAAGAAGACUACAACUUCAUCUUCAAAACAUUUUUGGGGAGUUCAUUGUGCCGUAAAUUGCUUCUGAGCGACUUGUAUGAGAUGAAAAUAUUCUUGUUGGUAAGAGCAGAUGAGUUGAAACGAUCAUACUCUUUACCUAAUUACAAUUUAAUAUCCGACUUGGAUGAUACAAAAAAAAAACUAUCAUUGUCUGAGUGCGAAUUGUACAUAUCAAAACUAACCGAAACAAUUCAAUUACUCACCAGCAAAGAAAUGAUAAAUAUGCAAAACAUUAUUAAAAGUCAACAAAAACUUACAGAUGCUGUGCAGCAUGAAAUGGUACUGUGGACGCAAUGUAUGAAUGAACUCGCGAAGCAAUCUGCAUUUCAAUACAAAAUAAAGUCAUUAGAUACAUCGCUUUCACUCAUAAAACAGGAGCUCGAAACUGUAAAAAAUAACGCCAUAAGUAUAAAACAUAAACUCGAAAAGGUCGUAUCUACUGUUUCUGGGACUAAUGUAAUGAUAUUUGGCGAGAUCGAUAAUCUCUAA